AUGAAGCAGUAGAGGGAUGGCUGCAGACAUUGGCAGCAGGUGAUCCAUUUCCAGUUUUUAAUACAUUCACUGGCUGAAUGCGGACUCCUUGUUGUAAGACAGGUGACUCCUGACAAGAUACCACUUGUUUAGAAGUGUGUACCGUAUUUCUCUGUCGCUUUCCUUUUAUUUUACUACUAGGCGCUGCUGUUUGCUAGCUUUGAUUAUGGUAUGGACAAUACAGACCCUCUAACCCUACCUGAAAUUAAUUGUAUCACAAAAUAGUUGUUCGUAGUUAAUACUAUUUGCACACCACAAAUCUAUUAUCUUCUCAACUUUACUUUUUCUUUCCAUAUAAACAACUCCAUUCAUACUCUUUCUAAGCAGCCAUGGCCACUAAUGAGUUGAAGCUUUUGGGUGGUUGGUACAGUCCAUUUUCAGUGAGAGUGCAAAUCGCCCUUAGCAUCAAGGGUUUGGAUUAUGAGAACAUUGUAGAAAACUUGAAGCUCAAAAGUGACUUGCUUCUUCAGUCCAAUCCUGUAUACAAGAAAAUCCCAGUUCUCAUUCAUGGAGAUAAACCCAUCUGUGAAUCUGCAAACAUAGUUGAGUAUAUUGAUGAAGUUUGGAAAGAUGAUGGUACUCCCUCUAUUCUUCCUUCAAAUACUUAUGAUAAAGCCAUUGCUAGAUUUUGGGUUGCCUACAUCGAUGACAAGUUCUUCAACUCCAUGCGAAAUGGUUUAUUUGCUCAAGAUGAAGACUCAAAGAAGACCUAUUUUGAGCAACUAGAACAAGUUCUUGUGACCUUAGAAGAUGUGAUCAACCAAUGCAGUAAAGGAAAUGACUUUUUUGGAGGAGAUAAGAUUGGAUUUAUUGAUAUUGCUUUAGGAUGCUAUUUGAGUUGGAUGAGGGUGAAAGAGAAACUAACAGGAAAAAUGUUUGAUGAAGCUAAGACUCCUGCAUUGGUGAAAUGGGCUGAGACAUUUGCUGCUCAUCCUGCUGUCAAUGGAAUUCUACCAGAAACUGAUAAGCUCUUGGAGUAUGCCAAAGCUAUGUUACAAAAGUAAUCUUGUUGCAGCUAUUCAUAAAUAGAGAUGGAUUGAGAUAACUUUUGUUUCCACAUUGUUACCUAAUUUGCUUUGUUUUUCCUUCCUCCUUAAAACUUGUCUCUUAAGUACGUAUGGUGUGGUAUGUUUAUAAGUGUUAGUUAAUUAUGAUGAGUUUUUCAAUGAAGCAUAUGAAAAUGGCCCAAAUGAGUGGGUACUUCUCCUAGGAGAAGCUUAUUCUAUUUUA
Lathyrus oleraceus (garden pea) is the source of this 1269-nucleotide messenger RNA. Its product is annotated as glutathione S-transferase U17. The record is from RefSeq and is a predicted model, not a curated record. NCBI's taxonomy places the organism in Eukaryota, Viridiplantae, Streptophyta, Magnoliopsida, Fabales, Fabaceae. Gene Ontology annotation, cellular component: cytoplasm. Gene Ontology annotation, biological process: glutathione metabolic process. The transcript has 2 exons. Gene Ontology annotation, molecular function: glutathione transferase activity. The coding region runs from base 369 to 1043 and encodes 224 amino acids.